Messenger RNA from Bombus terrestris (buff-tailed bumblebee), 4717 nucleotides. It is a transcript of the gene Ube3a, whose product is annotated as ubiquitin-protein ligase E3A. The transcript has 12 exons. Gene Ontology annotation, biological process: protein polyubiquitination. Gene Ontology annotation, molecular function: ubiquitin protein ligase activity. The record is from RefSeq and is a predicted model, not a curated record. The coding region runs from base 671 to 3187 and encodes 838 amino acids. Lineage: Eukaryota; Metazoa; Arthropoda; Insecta; Hymenoptera; Apidae.
GUGUAGAACAGUAGACAGCAGUCAAGAAGAAAUCGUAAAAUAAUUUUUUUUUCCUCUCUCUCGGUGUUGUAACAUUGACUUGAAAAAUUCGUGUAGCAACGAGAUCGACGAGUCGCACGAUCAACGAACAUUGUAACGGUUGUGUGCUCACGUUCGCAGUGUUCACUUAACCUCGUUCAAACAUUCGUUUCAAGUUAGAGACAAAUAUACCUCCAGCUCAAAACCAUACUACGUUCUCUUUCUCUCUCUUUUCCUCUCCCUCUCCCUUUCUAAUACUUUUCUAUCUAUGUACUUCGUCUUUCUUUCUCUAUUCUAUUCUAAAGUGUGUACUGCAAAUACGUAAUACGUUGUAAAAACGUAUUAACUUGGUAACUCAAACAUUGUGGUGAAAACCGUCGAUAAGAAAGUGUCCGACUAAAUUUAGUGGUAGUGUAUAAGUGAUUCGACGAUACUCCGAAACAAACGGAAGAGACGGUCGUGGUGAGAUUUCUUAUUACGACCGACAGAGAGGGAGACAAAAUUUUGAAGAUUCACGGUCUAUGAGCAACAGGGGCCAAGAAGACCCUGGGGAAGAUCACGCUUCCAGAAUAUCUGUUACAAUACAAAUAUUGUAAUCCCUACCUUCUGUUAUUACAUUAUUAGGGGAGAAGCAAAGAGCCCUUGCAGCGACAUGAAGCGUGCAGUUGCCAAGAAGUUGAUCGAGCGAUAUUUUUAUCAAUUAACUGAUGGAUGUGGCAAUCCUGAUUGUGAUAAUCAAAACUGCGCAUCAAGUGGAAAAGUAACAAAUCUGACUCCAAAUCAAGCUGCUGCACAAGCUAUUCAAUUAUUUUCCCAAGAAGCAAGACUUUGUGAUGGAACACAACCUAGUAAAGUAGCUCGGACAACUUUAGAACCUGGACCAGCAUCUUUAGCUAAGAGUUUACCUGUUAAAAGUGUGAAUCCGACAUGUUCGGAUGAAGGAAAGCAAGAUCCAUAUCUUACAGAAGCAAAACUAUUGGAUAUAAUAGAAAGAUGCAAAUCGGAGGGAUCUUAUUCAUUAUUAAUUCGUACAUUGGGAGAGAUAUUUUCAUGUGCAAAAGCAUUAAGCCUUAGUUUCCAAAAAACUGUAAAAAAUGACUCUCCUCUGGCUGCACUUCUUAAUAGAGCUUCAGAUAGCCUAUUAAGGCCACCUGGUGAUAUGGAUAAAGAAGCUAUUCGAUCUAUUCAAGGAGAAGACAAAGAAGAAGACAGCAGUGAACCAUCAUCUACAGUUCCUAACAAUGAUGAUACUAGCAUUGAUUUACCAGCUGUGCGAAGAGCAUUUGCUGCUCUUUGGUCCUUACCAGGAGAAGUGUUCAAAUCCGCUUUAGUUAAUGCACUAGUCACUUUGGCAGAUAAUAUUGAACUAGAUUUGAGAGUAUUUCGUAUUAUGCCAUGGGAUAAUAUGGAUAGCUUGUUAAACGUAUUCUUAAUUGUAUUUGAAAUUCCUAUGCUUGGAAACAGUGAAUAUUUGGAACUUGCUCUUCAUAUGCUUUGUAAAGCACUGAGCUGUUUCCCUAUUGUGGCACAAGCUAAACUAGCACGUGUGUGGGCUAAACAUUGUAAAUCUCGACUCCCAAGUAUUUUACAAGCUCUGCAAGAAUUAAUAACUGUUAAGGUUAUAGGUGGAUCUUUUACGCGAGAUUAUUGCGUUCAAGAUGCGGACACUAUUACUGCUCCCACGAAAGUUAUGAAAAUUUUAUACUAUGCAAGUAUGCUAGCUGGUGAACUAGAUGAACCUGAUUUAAAUAUAGAUGAGGAUGGUGAAUCUACGAGUAACGACAAAUCUGGGAGAUCUCUGUCGCAAAUUCCUCAGGACCCAUUAGCGAAGGAAUUAGGAAUUACUGCACUAGAUGCACGAAAACCAUUUAUACCUUUCACUGACUUUUACAAUGAACCACUUAGUGAUGCGAUAGAAAUGGACAAAGAUUUUGCAUACUAUAAGAGUGAAGAACCCAUGAAAUUUAGUUUUAUGAAUUAUGCUUUUAUCCUCACUCCCGCUACAAAGACACUGGGCUUGUAUUAUGAUAAUCGUAUUAGAAUGUACAGUGAACGCCGAAUGAGUUUUCUACAGACUGUUGUUGGACAGCCUACUAAUCCUUAUUUAAGACUAAAGGUGAGGAGAGAUCGUUUAAUAGAUGAUGCGUUAGUCGAAUUGGAAAUGGUGGCAGUGGAAAAUCCAUCUGAUCUUAAGAAGCAAUUAGUCGUUGAAUUUGAAGGUGAACAAGGAGUUGAUGAGGGUGGAGUCUCUAAAGAAUUCUUUCAAUUGAUUGUAGAAGAAAUUUUUAAUCCUGAUUAUGGAAUGUUCACGACUCAAGAAGAUACACAAAUGACAUGGUUUAAUCCAACAUCGUUUGAAAGUGACGCACAUUUCACGCUAAUAGGCGUUGUUCUUGGCCUAGCAAUAUACAAUAAUGUAAUACUAGAUGUACGUUUCUCUAUGGUAGUUUAUCGAAAAUUGCUUGGUAGAAAAGGAUGCUUUGCCGAUUUAGAAGACUGGAGUCCUACAUUAUAUCGAACAUUGAAGGAAUUGAUAGAUUAUACUGGAAAUGAUAUGCCAGAAACAUUUAUGCAAACUUUUAGAGUGGCUCACAAAGAUGUUUUCGGGUCAAUAUCUUUCCAUGACCUGAAACAGAGUGGUGACGAGAUAUUUGUGACGCAAGAAAACAAAAAGGAAUUCGUAGAUCUUUAUGCGGACUUUUUACUUAAUAAAUCUGUCGAAAGACAAUUCAAAGCAUUCAGACGUGGAUUCCAAAUGGUCACGGAUGAAAGUCCACUUGCAUUACUUUUUAGACCUGAGGAAAUUGAACAACUUGUUUGCGGCAGCAAAGUUUUUGAUUUUGCGGAAUUGGAAGCCGCUACGGAAUACGAAGGUGGUUAUACUGUUGAUAGCAAAGCAGUACGUAACUUCUGGCGUGUUGCACAUUCGUUACCACCAGAAAGUCAACGAAGACUUCUACAAUUUACUACUGGAAGCGACAGAGUUCCAGUUGGUGGUUUAUCAAGAUUAAAGAUGGUGAUUGCAAGACAUGGUCCAGAUUCUGACAGAUUGCCAAUAGCCCACACGUGUUAUAACGUAUUGUUGUUGCCAGAUUACAGUACAAUAGAGAAAUUGCAAGAUCGACUGUUGAAAGCGAUUAAUUAUUCAAAAGGUUUCGGCAUGUUAUAAAUGGGCAUAAAAAAAAGCUUCGAUCCCCCCCCUCCCCUGUCUUUCAGAGUAUAUUGAACUAUAAUUCGGAGUUCGAGAUUCUCUCCUUUCGUUCCGCUAUAUAGAAGUAUUUAUUCGGAUUUUAUGCAAACACGUGGAAAUGCUAAAAACCUCUGCUUUCGUAAAGUGAAAGAAAAUAAAAAAGAAAUGCUAAAAUCAUCUCCUGAUACCGAGAAUACCUCGCAAUCAAUCGUCCUCCAAUGUGUUUCCUCCUUAUGCAAGCGGAAACUGGAAUUGCUGUACAAAAAGUAAUACAAAAUCUUUGCGAUAACGUGCUUUGAAACUUUCUUACGUCUCCGUGUUAUUUAACUCGUUAACGCAGAUUAACGUACUUGAUUGAUCAGUCUUGCCGAGUUGUUUUGAUAAUUUAUAUUUCCCUGCAUUGAUUCAAUGGAAAAGAAUUUCCAUUUCAUUUCCGAAUCAGCUUUUACAGAACUAUUACAAUUUAUCUCGUUAAUUUUAAUUUUAUUCGUGAGAUACAGCAUGAUACAGUGCAUACAGCUUAAAAAUAAUAGUGAGAUGCGCAACUGUGAUGUAUGUGAAAACGAACCGAGAAUGAUCGGUCAAAAUUUGUAGAAAUAUACGUAUCGUAGAUUUAGUAGAUCCUAUAGUUGAUAUUCAAUAUUGCAAGAAAAAGCCGAGGAACACCCCCUUUGACGUUUAUCGUCACAUUGUACACAAGACAUUUUAUAUAUUAUAAAAGAGUAACGAAGAGGAUAAAGAAUAACGCAGAAUCAUGAACGCUAAAUCCUUUUUUCUUUCGAGUUUGUAUGUAACUUUCCGCUUUCCAUUUCCUUUUACAUCACGUUUUAUCAUUGUACGUAAAGUAUCUAAUUUAUAUAUAUACAUAUACCAGUUAUAUAUAUAUAUAUAAAUUCUAUACAAAUUAUAUAGAACACACGGGAAAUGAAUUUGUAUAAACGUUUGUAAUCAGCGGCUUUCUCAAAAAACUGCUCCACGUUGUCGGCUGUCUUAUUAUUAGUCACGUGACAAUAUACAAAUAAAAAGUUCUAUCGAAUAAUUCAUGCGCCAUUUAUUUUCGCAUCAAUUUAGGAACAUAAGAAAUCUGUACGUACGAAAGCGAAAAUAGUCGAAUUUAAAUGAAUCUCGCAUUGUAAUAAUACGUUGUCAAGUGACAGAUGCGGCGGAUAAUUUCACGCAAUUUCAUUUUGAACGGCAACAUCUCCCCUUGAGGAUAAAUUAAAAUGAAAAUUAACUGAUAUUUUCGCCGCCGUUACGACCGACGAAGGACAAAUUGUAACUGACGUUGAAUCGUACACCGUGUCCAAACGGAAAUCACGAUUAUGUGUACCGAAAGCGAUCAAGCCGUGAACAAUCGUGCACCCUGCUUUUUCAAUAUGAACGAUUCACAGAAUCAGAACAGUUUCGAUUUUGUACCAAAGUCUGAUUAUAAUGAGAAGUGGCAUCUGGAAAAUAAAUGUCUGUUUCAUAAUCAACAAGUAAACGAGAAAUAGAAUAGUUCAAAUACGA